Molecule: messenger RNA, 1848 nt
Organism: Planococcus citri (citrus mealybug)
Lineage: Eukaryota; Metazoa; Arthropoda; Insecta; Hemiptera; Pseudococcidae
Exons: 4
Coding region: 168-1430 (420 amino acids)
Biological process (GO): sensory perception of smell; detection of chemical stimulus involved in sensory perception of smell
Cellular component (GO): plasma membrane
Molecular function (GO): olfactory receptor activity; odorant binding
Source: RefSeq, a predicted model, not a curated record
UUUUUUACUACAACGCUUUACUUGAUGAAUACAAAACCGAAGUGUAAACAAAUAGUUUUUUCAUCGAAAUUAGAAAACGAUUUUCAAAGUGAAUGCUCACUCAGUCAUUAGUAAGUGUUUUAACGUGAUUCUGUGCGGAUUACAAGUACCUAAUUCCAAGUUUUAAAAUGAUGCUUUUAUGGCUAGAAUUGAAGAAAAUUGUUGGACAGUUAAGAGGAUCAAGAAACAUAUUUGGUUACAAGAGCACAGUGGCGAAUCAGCUUUACUUAUUUUAUUGUUUCGCUGGUUACAUUUAUUUCACGAACAAGAUUCAUAAACGAGUGAAAUAUUUUUGGUACGGUAUUGUGUCAUGUCAAUUGCUAUAUUCGUCUGUGAUCAGUUUGGAGUACUUCUGGUUGGAAAAAGGAACUGAUCUGAUGUUGAAAUUGCAUGUUGUUAAUCUCGUGGGCAUGAUUAACUCGACAACAAUAUUAUGUCCUAUCAUCAUGUACCUGUGCAGGGAUCGAAUCGAAGCGAUGAUACAACUAGUUGACAACAUUUUAAUGCUCGACUUGGGAUCAGGUUUCAAGAAGAAAAAAAUUCUCUCAGAUGCGAAAAAAUAUUUCGCUGUGUAUCUGAUACCCCAUGUAAUAUGUUGCUUGGUGUACUCAUUUGCGAGCAUUCCCGAUGUUGUACUAUUUUUUGAAGAAGAGAAACUAAGCAAUAGUCUUUACUAUGCGUUUCCUCCGCCAUUGGUUCAAAAAUACGCCAGCAUCUGGUUGUUUCUUAUCGCGACUGGUAUCAUAUUCAUCGUGUUUGCACUUACGAUGGCACAAGGAUGGUCGGUUUUCAGCUUAAUUUUGUAUUGGAAUAUCAUAUGUUGUGCCCAGUUUACCAGUAUAAAGAAUUAUUUGCAUGCUGGAACCUGCGAUUUGAAUGCUUAUACUGAUGAACAAGUGAAAUUCUCGGAUGAUUGGAAUGAAGUAUUUGAUUGCAUGUUAGAACACAGUAUUAAAGAAUUCCAAUGUGCUAUUCGCAUAAUUGGUUACCUGAGAGGGUUAUUCGAAGGUAUUGCAACCAUGCUUGUUACGAAUGGGUUUUGGAUUGGCAUGAUUGCACUCUACACUAGUUUCACCGAUGAGUUGUUACCGCUGGCGAAAUUUAGAUUUUUGGUAGGUUACAUGGCCCCCAUUAUAGCGGUAUUUUUAUUUUAUUGGAGCGCGCAAAAUUUGAACAACUCGGUAUCUGCGGUAUCGCUUUCAGUCUACUCUACUCCCUGGUACCGGUCGGUAAAAAUACGAAAAAACGUGUACAUUUUCUUGUGUAAAACACAGUCAAUGAAGGAUUUCGCAGCGUUCAAAGCGUAUGGAUUGCUUUAUAAUGAUUUCUCGCGAUAUCUACAUGGCCAACUGUCAUAUACCAAUGUUCUGCGUAAACUUACAAUGAAAUGAAUUUUCACAUCGAAUGGAAUACGUAUGUAUUCGGUAUUUAAAGCAAAGCGCACAACUUUAGAAUGCUUCGGCAUUCGAUAAAAUAGAUUUUAUAUAAGAUGCAAAGGUUUCUUAAGUCUGAGUUCCCAUUAUAAGCACAAAAUGUGCACAUUCACCAAUUUUAUGUUCAAGUACCUAAGUAAUUAUUUUGGAAUUCGCGAAUUAUACACAUGUUUUGACUGAGAGAAAUAUUUAUUAAUUAUUUUCAAAAAAUUGCUAGAAUGGAGGUGACUGGUGGUUAUAAUUUAUUCGCGAUUCAUGUAUGGUUUGUAUCUAUAAGCACAAAAUGUACACAUGCACUGAUUUUAAUUUUAAGUGCUAUUAGGUCCGUAAAGGAUAAGUUAUUUCUUGUAUUUGAGUAAUUGUCUUUGAAUUCACG